Euleptes europaea (tarantolino) is the source of this 1586-nucleotide messenger RNA. It is a transcript of the gene ZBTB37, whose product is annotated as zinc finger and BTB domain containing 37. NCBI's taxonomy places the organism in Eukaryota, Metazoa, Chordata, Lepidosauria, Squamata, Sphaerodactylidae. The transcript has 4 exons. Gene Ontology annotation, biological process: regulation of transcription by RNA polymerase II. The record is from RefSeq and is a predicted model, not a curated record. Gene Ontology annotation, molecular function: DNA-binding transcription factor activity, RNA polymerase II-specific; RNA polymerase II cis-regulatory region sequence-specific DNA binding; protein binding. Bases 74 to 1585 code for a protein of 503 amino acids.
UUCGCUUCCGGAAGGGUGUUCGGGCUCGUCCCACCCCCCCAGGAGGGUAGCUCCGCCUGCCGCUGGGGCCGUCAUGGAGAAAAGUGGAAACAUUCAGCUGGAGAUUCCCGACUUCAGCAACUCUGUCCUGAGCCACCUCAACCAGCUGCGCAUGCAGGGCCGGCUGUGUGACAUUGUGGUCAAUGUGCAAGGUCAGGCCUUCCGGGCGCACAAGGUAGUGCUGGCCGCCAGCUCGCCUUACUUCCGGGACCACAUGUCGCUUAACGAGAUGAGUACAGUCUCCAUCUCCGUCAUCAAGAACCCCACUGUGUUUGAGCAGCUCCUCUCAUUUUGCUACACAGGGCGGAUAUGCCUUCAGCUGGCUGACAUCAUAAGCUAUCUCACCGCCGCCAGCUUCCUGCAAAUGCAGCACAUUAUAGACAAGUGCACACAGAUCUUGGAGGGCAUUCAUUUCAAAAUCAACGUGACUGAGGUUGAAGCAGAAUUGAGCCAAACCAGGGCAAAGCAUCAGGAAAGGCCUCCAGAAUCUCACCGGGCUUCCCCGUCCCUGAACCGCUCUCUGAGUCCGCAUCACAGCACCCCGAAAGGAAGCCGGAUGGGACAGGUCAGCACAGUGCUGGACAUUCGGGAACUUAGUCCUCCUGAGGAGUCUACAAGCCCUCAGAUAAUAGAGCAGAGUUCGGACGUGGAGAGCAGGGAGCCCAUACUGAGGAUUAAUAGGGCAGGACAGUGGUAUGUGGAAACGGGAGUGGCCGACCAUGGUGGGCAGGGUGACGACGACGUCAAAGUCCUUGGAGCUGUACGGAUCAAAACGGAAAACCUGGAAGAGUGGCUGGGUACAGAGAAUCAGCCAUCCGGAGAAGAUGGGAGCAGUGCGGAGGAGGUCACCGCCAUGGUGAUUGACACCACAGGCCAUGGGUCAAUGGGACAGGACAGCUACACCCUAGGGUCAUCAGGAGCUAAAGUGGCCAGGCCAACUAGCACUGAGAUUGAGAGAUUUAGCCCUUCUGGUAGCGUGGUUACUGUAAAUGAGCGGUACAGGUCAAAAAGCGAGUCUCCAUGGCGAAUGGACGAACCCAAGCAACCUAGUUCCCAGUUGGAAGAAUCUGCAAUAGUUGGAGUGAGCGGCUAUGUUGAAUAUCUCCGUGAACAAGAAGUAUCUGAACGGUGGUUUCGCUACAACCCACGCCUCACCUGCAUCUACUGCGCCAAAUCUUUCAACCAGAAGGGCAGCCUGGACCGGCACAUGCGACUCCACAUGGGCAUCACGCCCUUUGUUUGCCGUAUGUGUGGCAAAAAGUAUACCCGCAAAGAUCAGCUGGAGUACCACAUUCGCAAACACACGGGCAACAAGCCCUUUCACUGUCAUGUCUGUGGGAAGAGCUUCCCCUUCCAGGCCAUCCUCAACCAGCACUUUCGUAAGAAUCACCCCGGCUGCAUGCCUCUGGAGGGGCCGCACAGCAUCUCCCCAGAGACCACGGUCACCUCGCGGGGGCAGACAGAGGAAGAGUCUCCACUGCGGGAGGAAGCUGGUGCCGUGGGGGAGACAGUGCAGGGAUCUGUGUCCACUACUGGGCCAGAUUGAG